Antrostomus carolinensis (chuck-will's-widow) is the source of this 1142-nucleotide messenger RNA. RefSeq names its product cytochrome P450 family 2 subfamily U member 1 (gene CYP2U1). Gene Ontology annotation, biological process: xenobiotic metabolic process. The annotation marks the transcript as partial. The record is from RefSeq and is a predicted model, not a curated record. The transcript is spliced from 4 exons. Gene Ontology annotation, molecular function: steroid hydroxylase activity; iron ion binding; heme binding. Lineage: Eukaryota; Metazoa; Chordata; Aves; Caprimulgiformes; Caprimulgidae. Gene Ontology annotation, cellular component: cytoplasm; intracellular membrane-bounded organelle.
GUGUUAUUUUUGCACCUUAUGGCCCUGUCUGGAAGCAGCAGAGGAAAUUCUCUCUCUCAACACUGCGUCAUUUUGGAGUAGGAAGACACAGCCUAGAGCCUAAAAUCAUUGAGGAGCUGAAGUUUAUAAAGGAGGAAAUGCUGAAGCAUGGAAAGGAUUCAUUUAAUCCCUUUCCAAUCAUUCGCAACGCAGUGUCCAAUGUUAUCUGUUCCAUGGCCUUUGGCAGGCGCUUUAACUACGAAGAUGAUGAGUUCAAGACGAUGCUGAAGAACAUGGCCCGUGCACUAGAGCUGAGCGUGAACAGCUAUAUGAUCCUGGUCAACAUCUGCCCUUGGCUGUACUACCUUCCCUUCGGGCCUUUCCGGGAACUUAGGAAAACAGAAUUAGAUAUUACUGCAUUUCUAAAGAAAAUAAUUGCACAGCACAGGGAUACACUUGAUGCAGCAAAUCCCAGGGACUUCAUUGAUAUGUACUUCAUCCAUGCAGAAGAGGAAAAAAACAACAAGGACAGCAGUUUUACUGAAGACUACCUGUUUUUUAUCAUUGGUGACCUCUUCAUCGCAGGCACAGACACUACUUCCAACACAUUACUGUGGUGCCUGCUCUACAUGUCUCUCUACCCAGAAGUACAAGAGAAGGUUCAUGCAGAAAUUGAAGCAGUUCUAGGACGUGACAAAGUUCCCUCUCUUACCCACAAGGCUCAAAUGCCCUUCACAGAGGCAACCAUUAUGGAAGUGCAGAGGAUGACUGCGGUUGUUCCCCUUUCUAUUCCUCGAAUGGCCUCAGAAGCUGCUGUGCUGCAGGGAUAUACUAUUCCUAAGGGCAGUGUGAUCGUGCCCAACUUGUGGUCAGUACACAGAGAUCCUAACAUUUGGGAGAAACCAGAUGAAUUUCAGCCAUCAAGAUUUCUGGAUGAAAAUGGCCAGCUAAUUAAGAAAGAGACAUUCAUUCCUUUUGGAAUGGGUAAACGCGUGUGCAUGGGAGAGCAGUUGGCAAAAAUGGAGCUGUUCUUAAUUUUUACAAGUCUAAUGCAAAGUUUUACCUUUUUGUAUCCUGAAAAUGCUGCAAAGCCAUCCAUGGAGGGAAGGUUUGGUCUAACUUUAGCGCCAUGUCCAUUCAAUAUAAUAGCUUUGAAGAAAUGA